AUGAUCAUUGGGUUGGCCAGCCAACAGUUUGGGGUGAUACACUCGGUGUUCACCAAUCUGCUUCUGUGGACCAAUGGCGUCCUGAAUGAAUCAAAGCACCAACUUAAUGAGCACAAGGAACGGCUCAUCACUCUGGGCUUUGGGAACAUCACAAUAGUCUUGGAUGACCACACGCCUCCGUGUAACUGCUCGCCCCCGACGUUCUGCUCUGCCAUCUCCCAGGGGAUCUACUACCUCUACCCCUUCAACAUAGAGUAUCAGAUCCUGGCUUCCACGAUGCUCUACGUCCUAUGGAAGAACAUCGGACGCAAAGUGGACAGUCAACAGCAUCAGAACAUACAGUUCCGAUUUCCCGGGGUCAUGGCGGGCUCGGUCCUGGGCCUGACCGUGCUGGCCGCCACGAUUGGGAUCGUGGUGGUAUAUCUGAUUCAGAUCGGGCGCUCCAAAACCAAGAGCGAGUUGGCACUCAUCAUGUUCUACCUGUAUGCCAUCGCCUUACUGAUGCUCAUGGGGGCCGCGGGGCUGUUUGGAAUCUGGAUUUACAGGAUAGACGAGAAAUCUCUAGAUGAGUCCAGAAACCCAGCCCGCAAACUGGACGCGGACCUCUUGGUGGGCACUGCCUCCGGCUCCUGGCUCAUCUCCUGGGGCUCCAUCUUGGCCAUCCUCUGUGCUGAAGCCCGCCCCCCCUACACCUGGUUCAACCUGCCCUACUCCAUCCUGGUGAUUGCCGAGAAAUACAUCCAGAACCUCUUCAUCAUCGAGUCCAUUCACCGGGAGCCGGAGAAGCUCUCCGAGGACAUCAGAACCCUGCGGGUAGUCACAGUCUGCAACGGUGAUGCCAUACCCCUCGCCUCGUCCUGCCUCAAGAGCGGAGCCGUGGCCACUGACGUGGCUUCCCUGGGCAGUGAGAUACCACAUGUGGCCAAUGGAAACAUGCAUCUGAGAGAAGGCUGUGGCAGAGAGGCGGAGGAGGGGAGCCGGGAAGGGACCCCGAGCCCAGCCUGCCGCCCCCGUUUCCUGCAGGGCCAUGCCAAGAGAAGAGUGUUGAGGAAUAUUGCAGCCUUUUUGUUCCUCUGCAAUAUCUCGCUUUGGAUCCCUCCCGCCUUUGGCUGCCGCCCCGAGUACGACAACGGAUUAGAGGAGAUUGUCUUUGGCUUUGAACCCUGGAUAAUUGUGGUCAACCUGGCCAUGCCUUUUUCUAUUUUCUACCGAAUGCACGCAGCUGCCUCUCUCUUUGAGGUCUAUUGUAAGAUAUAGUCUGUGUCCACAUCAAAGCCCGAGGAGUGACCUAACGAGAAUUCACUGGAGCCACCUGGGAAUGGCCAGGUUGGGCAGACAUUGCCGGACAAAAGCAAGAGGGCUGCCUUUGUCCGCACCAGUUGUGUUUGCUGUGAGCUGGAAUUGUCUGUCACCCCAGAUGAAUGUAAACAAGUUAGCUCAGCAUCAACGAGGCGGCUGAAAUCUGGCCUUGGCUAGUUCAUUCUGAUCGAACCCAAAUUAUUUUACCUCCUUUUAAAUGAGACCCUUUGUUUUAAAAGAAUGGGAUUCCAGGUUGGGGAAAGAAAAAUGAUCAGUUUGUUUUUCAUAAAAAUUGUUUUCUGUUAUCAUGUGACUACCUACAACUUUCUCUGCUCAUCUGAGUAGUAUAAUCAUCCUUACAUCUGAUCCUUCCCAGGGCUGAUCAAUGUAGAUACAAUCACGUUUAGUUCAUAUUGUACUUUCUGAAUAUGGUUAAGUUUUGGAACAAAGUUAUCUUUAUCAUCUGGAUGGGAAUUAGUGUAUAGAUCAGUAUGGAGAUGUAUUUCUUACCUGGAAUUUUGGCACAUUUUUGUUUGUGAUCAUUUGAGGUUUUUUAAAAAAUAAAUUUUACUGUUUUCUCUCUCACUGUAAAUACAUAUAUGCUUAUUACAGAAAAUAUGGACAUUUUAGAAGAAUGGAGAGGAAAAAACCACCUCGGAUGUCACUGUUCAAUGGACACUUUUCCACACCUUGUUGUAUUUCUCUUAGCUGUGUUCCUGCACAAGAUUCUUUUCGUUGUUGUCAUCAUUGUUACACUUGUCAGUGAUGAUGUGACAGGUUCAAUUUUGUAUCUACUCUUUCACCACUUAACAAUAGAGCAUAAACCUUUCCUUCACAUUGUUCCAAACUCUUUGUAAAUAUCAUUUUAAUCCCGUAUUAUAGUCCAUCCAGUGGACGUGCCAUACUUAGUUUCCUAUUGUUGGUUUUGGAGUGUUUAUACUUUUUUGGUUUUUAUAAGGGACUCUGCAAAAAAUCAACUAUCUUUGUAAAGCAUUUCCUAUAUAAUUGCUUCUAUAAGACAUAUACUUAAAAUCAGGAUGCCUAUUCCAAAGGUUAUAAAUAUUUUAAAGCCUCUUAAGGAAUAGUGAUAUUGGGAAGGCCUUUGUAUGUACUUUGCCGUAAUUAUUUGAAGUUCAUAAUAAAAUUA
Messenger RNA from Leptonychotes weddellii (Weddell seal), 2446 nucleotides. The record is from RefSeq and is a predicted model, not a curated record. NCBI's taxonomy places the organism in Eukaryota, Metazoa, Chordata, Mammalia, Carnivora, Phocidae.